Molecule: messenger RNA, 3901 nt
Organism: Anopheles cruzii
Lineage: Eukaryota; Metazoa; Arthropoda; Insecta; Diptera; Culicidae
Gene: egg
Product: histone-lysine N-methyltransferase eggless
Exons: 10
Coding region: 11-3793 (1260 amino acids)
Biological process (GO): heterochromatin organization; negative regulation of gene expression
Cellular component (GO): nucleus
Molecular function (GO): zinc ion binding; histone H3K9 methyltransferase activity; DNA binding
Source: RefSeq, a predicted model, not a curated record
UGUCCCUUCAAUGUUGGAAAAUACUACCAAAUCGAACACAAUGGAACCAAAAUGCCCUACACCUACAGACGAGUCACCUAAGACGAAUGCUCAGACGAAGCAAGACGAACAAUGUGAACUUUCGGAAGCUUCUUUAACGACCAUGGAACGGAGAGAUGAUGUAAUUCUGAUAGACGAUGACGACAAGGACGCUUCCCAAACAUCCAAGUCCAACCCACCAUCUGAAUCCGUUGCGUCUCCAAGGGCAACUCCACCAGCGCAAGAUGAAACUGUUCGAAAAAACGUUCCCGAUAACCCCAACGCUGAAAAGACAUCGGAAAACGAAGCCGCACAGCUCGCAGAUGGCCAUGACAGGGCACAACCGGCAGACAAACCUUGUGUCCAAACGGAGGAACUUGACUUGAUCGGCGAAAGUACAAAUGAAAAUGGCAAAGACGAUGAACAAAGUAGCAUUGUAGCAAACGACACAGACAAACCGGAAGAUGUAGAUAAAGAAGUUGACAUACCGGCACCGGAGGAAGAUACCGUUAAAGAAGCCCAUGACAUCGCCAAUGUGGAAAAAGUAGCUGAACCAGAUGUGGAGAAGUCCACAAAUGAUUCAAACGGCACGGUCAAAGAAAAAGAGAUCACCGAAACUGCAACUUUCGAAUGCUGCAAUACGGAGUGUCCCAAACUUUGCACUGAAUUUAUUCCAGCAACUAUGUUUGCAAUGAAGUUCUACGAUACUUCGAAGAAAAAACGUAAACCGUACGUGUGCAACGAUUGCUUUGAAAGUUGCGUGCAUCACUAUGAGACUUUGUGCUCCAUGAUGCUCGAUCACCAGCCGUUGGCGAAGUCCAUUAGGAAGGCGAAGGAGUUUGUGGAAAUAUCUGACAGCAGCGAUGAAGAGGACGAAAAAGAAAUCUUUCAAGGCAAUGAAGCACCGGUGCCUGAAAACAUAAUUUCGUUUAUGGAAUCGGAAUUGAUGAAUGUGCUGGGCGCAACACUCAAGAAUACUCGGGCCGACAAACAGGUGAACUGGACCAUGUCAGCGAUGAAGAAGAACAUUGAAAAGAACAAAAUUGCGACCGAAAAGAUGGAGACCGAGCUGAGAGACCUGCAAAGAAGUGUAGACACGAUAUUUAGGGAUCUUUACUCGUCGAAACAAAGAUACGAGACCAGGUUACUGCCCGAUCUUCACAUAAUCAACGGUGAAGAACAAAUGAUUAUGCUUCGUCGCCCGGCCCCCGAAUCCAAGCAAACCUACUACGGGCUCACUGAAAAGCUGCCAGGAAUAUGGCAAAAAUGUUCAGUCGUCAAAAAGGUCCUGGAAUCACACGGCUAUGCCUUCUGGGUACAGUUUCCUCCCGAGUCCGUGCGUCCUUCCAACACAACGUUCAAUCUGAAGCUACAUUCGGCCACACAUCUCGCCUACCUCGAUGCGCCCGAUGUGAAGCUUCAGACCGGUACACGCGUGAUCGCUAAAAUCCGAUCACGGGACAAAUCGGAUGGCACGGACUCUAGACACCGGGGCAAAGAUUCCUUCUACGCCGGCAUAGUGGCCGAACCUGUUGGGCUCGCCAAUAACUACCGGUAUCUGGUUUUCUACGAUGACGGGUACGCACAGUACAUAAACCAAGAAGACGUCCGGGUUGUGUGUGAGCAGUCGGAGAAUGUUUGGGACGAUGUCGCUGAACUUUCGCGGAAUUUCAUCAAAACCUAUCUGGAAAACUAUACCGCUAUGCGGGUAAUGGUGCAGGUUAAGCCAGGCCAACGUUUGCGAACGGAGUUGAACGGGAAGUGGCACGCAACUACGGUUGUGGAAAUCGAUUGCAGCUUGAUUAAGCUACAGUUUCAAGGCAUGAACCACACGGAAUGGAUUUACCGUGGAUCGAGGCGGCUCGAAAAAAUGUACUUCACAGAAAACCCGCGGCAGCAACGGAACGCAAAGUUUUCCAAGCUUCAGAAACGAAACGAGCCAUCGAUAGAGUACAUUAUUACGAUCGACGAUGAUAAGGAGGAAGAAAAGGUUGUUCAGAAGGAAAAGGUCAAAAAGGAACUUAUGUCCAAAAACGAGGUAUUGGCGGGGCGAGAGGAAGACGGAGCAAAGCAGACAACAAGUACAAACGUUGCCGACGCGACGGUCACCCGCCCACGGUACAUGAACCAGAACAUUAUCUACUGUGAUAAUGAUAAACCCGAAGGAACGGUCUCGACCUUCCCUUCCACGCGGUUCCCAGAACCGAAACGCUACACACCACACACGUGCAAUCGGUCCUGUUUGUACGAAACCACAUACGACUUGCGGGUUUACAGUUUCUUGGGCCAUCCCCUCCUAUGCGGCUGGGAGCGCCAGCUCUGCACAAUACGGAACAGAAAAUCGAUCGUUGUUUAUCGGGCUCCGUGCGGUCGCCGUCUGCGGUCCAUGGACGAGGUGCACCGCUACUUGCGCCGCACGAAGGCCAAGCUGAACGUAGACAACUUCGAUUUCGAUCCCGAAAUACGCGUACUGGCGGAGUACCGCAUGAAACAGAUGGUGGUCAAAAUACCGGAUCUAUCGAAUGGUCUCGAGUAUACACCGGUUUCGUGUGUGAACGCUUUCGACGACACCAAACCGCCACCGUGCGACUACUCGGUUAACCGCAUUCCCACCGAGGGCGUCAACCUGAACCUGAACCCGGAGUUUAUGUCUUGCUGUGAUUGCGAGGACGAUUGCUUCGACAAGAGCAAGUGCCAGUGCUGGCAGUUGACGAUAACUGGGGCGCGGUUUUUGAAUCCGAAGCAACCGAUCGACUCAAUCGGCUACAUCUACAAACGCUUGCCAGAACCGGUACUCACCGGAAUCUACGAGUGCAACUCGCGAUGCAAGUGCAAAAAGAACUGCCUCAACCGGGUCGUGCAGCAUCCACUGCUCAACAAGCUACAGAUCUUCAGAACGAACAACCGAGGCUGGGGCAUCCGCUGCCUAAACGACAUACCGAAGGGCAGUUUCAUUUGCCACUACUCGGGCCAUCUUAUCACCGAGGACACCGGCAAUAUGAUCUGCGCCGAGGACAUAGGGGGCGACGAGUACUUUGCCGACCUGGACUACAUCGAAACGGUUGAGAACGCGAAGGAGGGCUACGAAAGUGACGUUUCGGAGAUGGAACCCGAAUCAAACGACGGGGACUACGAGGAAUCAAACUCUUCGCCAGAAGACGAGCUGGAAGUUACUAAUUCGAAGGAAGACUCUGAUGAAGAUUUCACUAUCAACAGCACACCCUCCAAUCGUGCGGUCACAACGCGAUCUCAGCUGAGACCCCGCAAAACCACGACGACGACGACGACAGUAUCUCUUGACGACACGCCGGAUAGCAGCGAGCCAGAAGCAACAGGCGAGAAUCGAGUAGCUCUUGACGAUACGCCCGAUAGCAGCGAGCCAGAAGCAACAGGCAAGAAUCGAGUGCGCGAACCAAUGAACUUCAUGCCACGAACCGAGAUGUCCCGGGGGGAUCGCCUGGGCCAAAAUGGAGACGAAAAGAAACCACUUCGCAGCUAUUUCGGUGCAAAUGAAGCAAUUUACAUCAUGGAUGCGAAGAAAUCGGGUAAUCUGGGACGGUACUUCAAUCAUUCCUGUUCACCGAACCUCUUCGUGCAGAAUGUAUUCGUCGACACGCAUGACGUACGGUUUCCGUGGGUAGCGUUUUUCGCCGACAAAUCCAUAAAGGCCGGUUCGGAGCUAACGUGGAACUACAACUACGACAUAGGAUCCGUGCCCGGAAAGGUGCUGUACUGUCACUGCGGAGAAAAAGAAUGUCGUAAACGUUUACUUUAAGUUCAAACAUUCUAUGGAAACGAUUGUCUAGAGCGUUAGAAACAAUAAUGGCGUUAGUAGAAAAGAAAUACAAUUCAGCUUUGAAUAAAGACUUUCCCACUUACCAGC